AUGUUUUUAAAGCACUGGAUAGAUAUUCAUGGAGCUCCUAAGAGAAUGAUGAGCGAUAAUGGGGGUGAAUUUGACAACUUGUUGGUUAAGGACAUGGGAGAAAAUUUUAAUAUUGAGAUUGUAACUACUGCUUCUUAUAGCCCUUAUUCUAAUGGUAUCUGUGAGAAACAUAAUGGUGUAUUAACUGAGAUACUAAUGAAACUUAAAAAAAAUCAUAAUUAUGACUUGGAAACCUCAUUGUUAUGGGUCAUAAAUGCUAAAAAAUGUCUCCAUAAUGUGUAUGGGUUUAGCCCAUUCCAAAUUGCCAUGGGAAGAAAUCCUGAUUUACCAUCAGUGUUAAAUGACAAGUUGCAAGCCCUUGAGGGUCAGAGUGUAUGUGUACAGGUUGCCAAACAUAUUAAUGUCAUGUAUAAUGCUAGAAAAGAAUUUCUUAAUACUGAAAGCUCGGAAAAGUAUAGGAGAGCUUUAAGGAAACAAACUCGUAGUUUUGAAGAUAAAUAUGAACAAGGUGAUAAAGUAUAUUAUAAACGACCCAAUGGUAUGGAGUGGAAGGGUCCAGUUACUGUUAUUGGUAAAGAUAGUUCUAUUGUGUUUAUAAGACAUGGAGGUUCAGUGAUCAAAGUACAUAAAUGUAGAAUACAGAAGGGAAAUCAAAAUAAAGUAGUUGAUGAAACUAAUAAUAAUUUUGAUUCUAAUGUACAGCUGAAGAGUAAAGAAAAUGAACCGCCAAAUAUUGUACAUGAUAAUAGUUCAGACUCAAUUGGGCAUUAA
This is a messenger RNA of Anneissia japonica, 771 nucleotides long. RefSeq lists its product as uncharacterized. The coding region runs from base 1 to 771 and encodes 256 amino acids. Gene Ontology annotation, biological process: DNA integration. Gene Ontology annotation, molecular function: nucleic acid binding. The record is from RefSeq and is a predicted model, not a curated record. The transcript has a single exon. Lineage: Eukaryota; Metazoa; Echinodermata; Crinoidea; Comatulida; Comatulidae.